Morchella importuna is the source of this 267-nucleotide messenger RNA. RefSeq lists its product as uncharacterized. NCBI's taxonomy places the organism in Eukaryota, Fungi, Ascomycota, Pezizomycetes, Pezizales, Morchellaceae. The record is from RefSeq and is a predicted model, not a curated record. The coding region runs from base 1 to 267 and encodes 88 amino acids. The transcript has 6 exons.
AUGAGAGUUCCAUCCCCUUACCGAUUCAUGAUCUAUCACUCGCUUACUUCAACUGGAAUGAAUCUGAGCCAACUCUACGCAUAUUCAGGCAUUGUACUCAGGAAACCUUCGCGAGAAUUGGUAGGCCUGGAAUGCGGCGAAUACCAAUGGGGGUAUAUAGGGGGGAUUGGGGACACGGACAAUAACUUCAUUAUGAGUGUUGAUAUUUGGCAACGACAACUUCAAAAAAGAAGUGGAAAUUUGGCUGUGGGGGAGGAACAAAAAUGA